UAAAAACUCAGAGACUACAGAAAGGAGCGAGAGAGGACUAAAAUACAAGAUUAAAACACCAGAAUAGGGAUAUAUUACUCUGUUGUAGCCGACGCCACUCGUCAUCAUGCCGGCGGAGGUGAAAGAGGAACUGAGCCCAAGCUAUCCCACAACUUUGCCCACUCAGAAUCAUAACAAAGAGCCGACUGAAGAUGUGCUGUCUGCCGAAGACACACCGGACACGCCAUCCUCCGACCUGAGCACAGUCACUAUCACCACCGGCAGCACACAGAACACAGAGACCAAUAAUGAUGAGAGUUCAGGGAUUGGGACAGAGAAGUCCUCCAGUCCUGAUACCGAGAUGAACCUCCUCAGUGCCUCCAGCUCUCAUGAGGAGGUUGUGCCAAAACAGCUGGAGGAAAGUACAUCUGAUGCAACAGAGACUGUGGCAGAGUGCCAAGCUUCCCAAGAUUCAGAGGACAUUCUGGCUCCCAGUAUUUUACUGGAGAAAGGAGAAGAAUUCGUUCCUCCUCAAACUGCCACUGAACCCUCACACUCAGAGACCAACACCUCAUCUGACACUCUGUGUGAAACUGUCAAAGACCAGCCAGCUAAGCAUAGCACCCUUCAAAGCCCUCACGUAACUGUCAGUAAUCACAUCACCAUGCCCCAUGCUUUUCAGUACCCACCUUCUUAUUCAACCCUACCAGCCAGAAACUACAUACCAGAGAACUGCUACACUCUCCCACUUCACCGAGACAGCUUUGGUCGAAUUGGGGGACCAAUGUGCAACGGAGCGGCCAAAGGAGAUCAGGAUGGCGCUGACUUACGGUCAGGAAUCACUGCCAUCAGUCACCCCAUGAUGGGAGGAACCCUGCCCAUGAGACCUACCCUGGACCUUGCGGUUGAUGAUCACCUUGGUCCGUUACCCCAUCCCUUCCUGCAGGAUCUGUACCGGAUGCAGACCCUGAUUUCACAUAAACGUGCCAGCAUGGUCAGCCUGGAUACCAUUCGCAAAGACCCUCGAUGGAGAGACCCCAAUUUGCGUGAGGUCAUUGCCAUGCUCAGCCACCCCAUGGAUCCUGUCAAGUCCAAUGCUGCUGCCUACCUGCAGCAUCUCUGCUAUGAGAAUGACAAGGUAAAGCAGGAUGUGAGGCAACUGCGUGGCAUUCCCAUAUUGGUGGGGUUGUUGGACCACCCCAAGCCUGAGGUCUACCGCAAAGCCUGCGGUGCCCUGCGAAAUAUUUCCUUUGGCAAGGAUCACUACAACAAGGUGGCCAUCAAGAACAGUGAUGGAAUCCCAACACUGCUGAGGCUGCUCAGAAAGACCAGUGACAUGGAAGUCCGAGAGCUGGUCACAGGAACACUGUGGAAUCUCUCCUCUCAUGAACCCCUGAAGAUGGUCAUUAUCAACCAUGGACUUCAGACUCUGACUGAUGAGAUCAUCAUUCCACAUUCAGGCUUAAGAGGGGAUCCCAAUGACCCUUCCAGACCAGGAGCUCCGGAAUGGACCACAGUAUUCAAGAACACAUCUGGAUGUUUAAGGAAUGUGAGUUCUGACGGGGCUGAAGCUCGUCAGAAGAUGCGGGAUUGUGAGGGACUGGUGGAUGCUCUACUCCAUGCUCUUUACUCUGCAGUGACUAAAAGGGAUAUGAAUAACAAGUCAGUGGAGAACUGUGUCUGCAUCCUUCGUAAUCUGUCCUACCACGUGCACAAAGAAGUACCAGGAGCAGAAAAAUUCUACAGCAACCCCACCACUCAGACCCUCAAGCCAAAAACCCAGCAAAAGAAAAAGGAGAUUCCAGAUUGUUUCGGUGGACGAGGCUCCAAAGAGGAGUGGUUCAAUCAGUGCCGGAAACACGGAGCGAAUGACAAAACCUGCAGCACUUUGGACAUGCCCAAGCGCACACUGCCGACAAAAGGUCUGGAGCUCCUGUACCAGCCCGAGGUUGUGAGACUGUAUUUGUCUCUUCUGAAGCUGAGCCACAACCAGAACACUCUGGAGGCAGCUGCAGGGGCCCUCCAGAACCUGUCAGCAGGACUCUGGGCUUGGUCUAAUUACAUCAGAGCAACCAUACGUAAAGAGAAGGGUCUACCUAUUCUGGUUGAACUGCUUCAUUCGGAUGCAGAUAAGGUGGUGAGGGCGAUUGCCAUUGCUCUCCGCAACCUGGCCAUCGACCACAAAAACAAAGAUCUUAUUGGAAGCUAUGCCAUGAGGGAUCUGGUCAGCAACCUUCCCAGCGGCCAACAGCAUCCUGCCAAAAACCUUGAUGAGGACACAGUGGUGGCAAUCCUUAAUACUAUACAUGAGAUCAUCACAGACAACCUGGAGAACACUCGCUUCCUUGUUCAAGGCCAGGGCAUUCAGAAGCUGGUGGCCAUAAACAGGACAAGUCAAUCUGUAAGAGAGAAUAAAGCGGCCUCACAUGUCCUUCAGACUGUGUGGACCUACAAAGAUUUAAGACACACACUAGCCAAAGGAGGCUGGAAUAAAUCUCACUUCAAGCCAGCCGUGUCUGGAGUCCCAAAAAAGCAAAAAAAUUCAAAGCUUGGCAACGACGACAUCACGCUGCCCUUAAUGGAGAAAAACCAAGAUGGGUACUGCAGUGCUGAUCAGAGUGACAGAGUUGGAGACGGACCAUGCCACAUGAUAGAGCGGGAAUCUCUCCAGGGUGUAAAUGAUAAGAGGCAUUUCAUCAGGUCUGGCAGGCCAGCGGUUGGCUUAGUGGAGCGCACUCCUCAACCUUUGGACUCUUGGGUCUGAGGUCCCACCUGAUAAGCGUACUUUGGAGAAAACCUGCUAACAUCAGCCGAGAGGAGACCACGAAUCAUGCCACAGAUUUAAUUCCAGCAUCUUAAAAAAAAAAAAAAUGAACUUUUUGUUUUGGCGAACUUGACUGUUCAUGCCUAACAGUUUUAUUAUUAUUUCAUGCACAUUUUCUCUCUUAAAUGCUAAACUUUG
This is a messenger RNA of Trichomycterus rosablanca, 2941 nucleotides long. RefSeq names its product ARVCF delta catenin family member a (gene arvcfa). Gene Ontology annotation, molecular function: cadherin binding. The record is from RefSeq and is a predicted model, not a curated record. Gene Ontology annotation, biological process: cell-cell adhesion; cell-cell junction assembly. The transcript is spliced from 17 exons. NCBI's taxonomy places the organism in Eukaryota, Metazoa, Chordata, Actinopteri, Siluriformes, Trichomycteridae. Gene Ontology annotation, cellular component: adherens junction; cytoplasm; nucleus. The coding region runs from base 107 to 2743 and encodes 878 amino acids.